AUGGCCCAGUGCUUUGGAAGUGAUUAUGUACUCGGCAAGGCGAAACCCUCAGAUGGGGAACGAUGGAACCUUCUCGAGCGCGUAUAUGCAGACUAUGAGGAGAUGAAUGCUCAGCAGCAGGAGAUUGCAGCGCGCAAGCGUGAGCUGGAUAUGGAGUUCUAUGACGGCAACAUUGAAAAGAUUGAAGAGGCGCUUCACUUCAACGAGAAUCGCCGUGGCUCUCGUGAAGGGGACUGGGACACGUACGAAAAGGUGGAGCAUAUCGUCAAGAAGUUUGUGUACUGUCGUGCUGGAAGGGUGUUCAAAGCUAGUGAAGUCCAGGAAGUCUUGGAGGAGCGCAUCCGCCUAUUGGGCGAUAUUGAAGCUUCACAGAAGCAGCGCAUCACUGCCUUGGAAACAACGCUUAGCUCAGUUCAGAGCGAGUUGGCUGAGGUAACGCGACUUCUGUGCAUGAGUGAGGCCCGAGCUAAGGCCCUCAAGGCGGAAUGUGUGGCAAAUACCAUGAAAGCUAGGCAGCUGCAGCGCGUGUGCGACGGCCUUAGAGGCAGUGGGAAAAAAGACGAGAGCGAGGUGUUCAGAGACAUGCGCCUCCUCAUUGAGGCAAACAGACAAAUGGAGAAGGAUUGCCAGAAACUACGCGUCGCGUUGAACAUGGGCCCUGUGAGCGCGAAGAAACAGAAGACUGUGAAAGCAGCGCAAAGAGUCCGCGCGCGGCCUGUGGUCGCCCACUCGAUGUCGAAUUCUCGCAACGGAAGCAUGGUGGAAACACUCCUAACUCACACGGAAAAGGUGGGGGAGUUGAAGUCAGAAGAAACUCUAGAGGCAAACAUUGAAUCUAAGGCGGAUGUGGUAACUGAUGCUUCACAGAAGCAAACCAAGACUCUUCCUCAGCUCACGGCACUCACGGGAGAUGCAGAGAAAAGUGUGUCAGCUGCCCAGUCCGCGGUGCGCGCAGACGACGGUGCCCCUGCUUCCGUGGAAAAUAGUCUUGUUGUUUGCGGUGGUAAUGGUCUUUGUGAAGUUUCGCUGGAAGGGAAGCCUGGCGACGAGACGCUUAAAUUCAUGUCUCAACCUAACAUAACCGGGAGUUUUCCAGAUCUUGAUCAGUCGCAGCGGGAUGUUUCCGUUUCCAGAACUAUGAGCAGUAAGGCGAUUUAUAAACUUGAGCGUAUUCAAGAGAGAGCGAGCACGUUGGCGGAGGAGGUACCUUUGUCUGAUGCCCUCAUGCGUGCGUUCAUCAAAUGUGAAAAGUUGCAGGAGCUAAUGGAGUGGGAAGUUGGCAGGAGCAUGGCAAUGCUUGACUAUGAUGCAAAUGUGUCCCACAAGCACGUAAGUUUCCACAGUGCGUGUGUGGGUGCCAGCAAAAAAUUCUCACAGGACGCUUCUUGUGGGGAAGAGAGGGAUAUGUCCAUGGUUUUUAGUGGGAGAGAAGUUGCCGGAAUGCCCGGAGAGUCCCUGAACACCUCCAAUUCACACCUAAGCCCGGCUGCUGGCGCUUCCAGGACCGCCGUGUUGCAAGGCUCCGGAGUCUCUCCAAUGAGCACCUUGAUUGGUAACCAGACUUCCUUCUUUACUACUACGCAGGAUGCUACGCGCACGCUUACCUCCCUGUCAGGUGAUUUGGGGCACCCAUUGCACUCUCUUAUGGGGCAAGUUUUGCCUAAUGGUCUGCUAACCGCGUCUCAGAAUAGUGGGUAUACGGAGAUGUCCUCCGCUGCGGCGAGAGAACUAGCUGAAACGGGCGGCGGAAACGUUGACUUCAACGACCCUGGAAUGCCAAUACAAGGAAUGGAAACUUCUUACAAGAACGGGCUGUUGCCCCACCACGCUGCGGUUGUGUUGUCGACUCGUAAGAAUUUAGCUGUUGAAGAUGUCGGCGGUUUGUCCACCCGCAUCAGGACGGCAGCAUUGAGUGGAAGUGAUGUGAGCGGUGCGAGCGAAGGUGGGUGGAAUCAGGUGGGAAGCCGCGAGGGAUCUGAAUGCUCCCAACUCGUGUAUUCUUCUGAAGAUGGUGAUUCGGACAGCGAAACUCACCACCUCGGUCGCUGGGUGGAUUCCCCCUCACAAUUAAGUGAUGAAGCUCCCUUCGAGGGAGUGGGAGUCGAAAACGCUAACACCAGGGCUAAAAAGUAUUCAGCACGGGGAAGCGAUAGGUCCAAUAUCUCUUUUGCGGGCUCCCGGAGAAGUGCCCACCGCAGCGCAGCUAGCCGCCUGACGAGUGCUGCUACCAAAGGGCGAACCCGUAAUUCAACAGUCAGCUUGGCAACAGAGCAACGACUAAGCGCGAGGACCAAGAGGAGGGCUGCGAGGGGCGGGGUGAAGGUUAACAGUGCGUUUCGGGCCCUGAGUAAGGAGGUGUCCACGCUACGAGAUGCAUGCCAUAAUAUGAUCAACGAAAUGAACGAGAUGUUUGACGUAAUGGGGAAAUGUGUUGAUGCCCUCGAAAAGCACUCGGGCACUGGCCAGCAAGUGGCGGCAACCCGCACAAAGCAGGCCUUAUCAGCUGUUGUCAAGGAGGUAGUGAAGGGGGUGGCGGAGCAAGAGGUGUUGGACCGUCUCGGGAAACAAGGCAUUGUUUUGGAGCGUCACCCAGAGUCUCCUAACUUAACUGAUGAGCAGUGGAUGCAGAAUCGGCUGUACGAUGCCAUUAUGAAAUCAACAAGUGAACACGUUGACAGGGCCCUCGUGCAAAAGGGUGAACGCCCAAGCAAAUCCCUUUGCGGUAGUCGUAGGUCAUCCCUAUCGGCACUCGACCAGAAGCAAGAAGGGCAGGAACGGCAACGGGAACGGGAACGGCAACGUUGGCAGAAACAAGAAGAACAGUGUCAAGGACAGGACCGCUUGUGGAAACAGGGACGAGAGCAAUGGCAAAGAGAAGGGAGAGGAGGUGGAGGAGGACAGUGGUGGGAACGAGAAGAACACAUGCACGCAUCCGAGCCCGAGAAUGUACAAAGGCGGUUAGCUGACUUGGGAAAAAGAAGGACUCCACGCCAGUCGGGCACUAACCAGGGCGAUUCGCACUUCUUCUCCUACCCAUUUAGGGGCGAUAAUGAGUUGGAGGAUGGAUCGUACACUCUUUGGCCAUCUGAUCCCACUCCGCCCACAGGUGUGGACACGGGGGUGUGGGAAGAGCCACUGGAAGCAAUGCGUCGAGAAAUGUGGAGACUCGCUGGCCACCCCUGCGUGGACUCUGGCGAUGGAAACACAGAGCAGAAUCCUCGGCCACUUCAUGCGCAUAUGAGCAAAGGGGGUGGUGGGGGUUGGAGGGAGAGGUUUUCAAGCUGGACGGUUGCUGGUGAUGCGAUGUUUUGUGCCCCACUUGCCGAGGAGGGUGAUAGGAAGUACCAACCCCCUGUGCCGUACAAGACCGGCCCAGGAUUCUUGGUUCCGCGCUUAAGGUUAGGAUGUGCGAGGCUCGGGGCCACGCACGGCGCGGUAAGGAGCAACUCCUGUGAGGAGAUUUUGGAGUAUCUAAGACGGCUUCAGCCACCGGAGUACUCCAGGGACCUCGCGUGUCUGACACCCAGAGUCUUCAGAUACGAUUUUGGAAGCACAGUUUCUGACGCUAGACGGAACGUGCGGGAGGGCGUCUCUCAGGUCAAACACCAUCUGCAAAGUGCGUUGUUUAAUCAGGGGUUCUCCAGCGAAAUACUACCGUACGCAACUGCUGCGAGGCGCUUGCAGCAUGGGGGAGCCCUGCCCACGUGGAUGCGUGAGGCGGUGGUGAUGCUCCGAAGGGAGGAAAAGGACCGAAACCAAAAGAUGGCCAAACUUAUCUUCCAGAAGGUGGCAACAAAUAUCCGUACAAGAAGUAUAUUGAAGCGCGUGUGUCGGGGAUCUGCUUUCGCCGCCUAUCUGGUUGUUAUGUGGGAGAAAUGGAUGGGAGGGUGGGAGAAACGCUGCGAGGCGUUACGGCAUACACAGAAGGAAAGUUUGGGGCGCGUUAUGGACAUGGUGGUGAAUGGUUUUAAUGUAGUGCCACAGCAGCUCCGCGGGCCACUUGAGACACAGGAGUCUCCGUGGGUAGACGCGAGGAGGACACUCAAAGGCGCGAGCAGCUACCACUUCAGAGAUGCACGGAUCCCCUCGAAGGACAAAUGA
Trypanosoma brucei brucei TREU927 is the source of this 4101-nucleotide messenger RNA. RefSeq lists its product as hypothetical. The transcript has a single exon. The record is from RefSeq and is a predicted model, not a curated record. Bases 1 to 4101 code for a protein of 1366 amino acids. Lineage: Eukaryota; Euglenozoa; Kinetoplastea; Trypanosomatida; Trypanosomatidae.